AGGCCCAAACGUUGUGAAACAUGUUUCUGUGCCAUCCUCCUCCUCCUUCUUCGUCUUCUUUACCAUACAUCAUCAUCUCUCUCAUCCUCUCACAUAAUCAACCAACGUAUACUCUUCUCUUAUGCAAUCCCCAGAACGUGCUCAAAUUCCCGCCUUCCGCUAAUCAUGCACCAAUUUGGGCUCUUAACCGUUUCCUUUGUCGGUUCACGCGCUGAUUCUCUCUUCUUUCGACAGUCGCAGAAUUAGCAGCAGCUCAAACUUAGAAGGCAACUCAAUGGCCAAUUGGAUCUCCUCCAAGCUCAAAGUCGCCGAGAACAUUCUCCAUCAGAUCGACCAGCAAGCUGCUGAAUCUCUUCGCAAGAACGAGAGGCUUGGACUCGGUGAACCCAGUGCCAUUGACGUUGCUCCUGCCAAAUCAGGGGCUUCCGUGUCUCUCAAGGAUCAAUUGAAGAAGAAACCACUGGAGAACAACGACUACCAUGGAAAGCUGCGUAGCGAUCCCAAUUUUAGCAAGCCAGCUCCACUUAACGCAGCUAAGCCCUCGUCUAAACCUAAUCCUAACCCUGCACUCACUGAUGGUGAUUGGACCGAACUCCUCAGCUCUCCAACUCAGCCUACGGCUCCUGGGAGCAGCCAGGGUAAUGGGGUACCUUCACCUCGUUCUUUGACCAAAAAUAAUAGGAAGCACAAGAGUUUGUCGUCGGGGUUAUCGGUUUCAGAUGUCAAGAGGAACCCAAAAAGUGUUAAUGGUGCUUCAAGUUCUUUGCAGAGGCUGGACUCUGUUAAACAAGUUAAACCGAGUGGGAAAGCUAGUGAUGAUGGGAAGGAGUCUACCUCAUCUGGUUCAUCAGAGAGGCAUUCCAAUGUGGAAUCUGAGACUGAUAAUAAAUGGAUGAGAGGACAAGAAUAUACUAGUAAUAACGACACUGCCAAUAAGGUUGUGGUCGAGACAGAUGGCAAGGAAAAUGAACAGAAUCAUCAUGGUUUUAGUUAUAGGAGCCUUUCUCAGCCACAAUCUUUGCAGGCCAAUGACAAAGUGGAUGCAGAAACAAUACCUGAGGUGGACAAAGGUAAGAUUGCUGGAGAUGUUGAUCAAGGUCAAUUGAGAAGUGCAAUAAAAGAAAGGGAUGGGCCUCAAGUAGUCUUGGGACAUCCAACAUCUGAUCAUUUGCAAAGGGGUUCUUCCAUGGCAAGUGAUGAUGGGAGUUCUGAUUCAGAUACAGAUUCUGACUCAACAUCUGAUUCUGAAAGUGAACGCGAGAGGGAGGAACGGAGAAAGAAGAGGGAGAGGAUCCUUGCCGAGAAAGCCGAAGCUAAAGCCUUGAAUACCAUCAAGGAACUCGAGAAUAUGGUGGCCAAAUUAGAGGGGGAGAAGCAAAGUAUAGAGAAAAUACUAGAGGAGCGAGCUAAACAACAAGCACAGGAGGCUUCACAGCUUCAGACCAGCAUGAUGGAAACAAUGGAAGCUGCUGAGUUAGAAAAGCAGAAACAUAAUAAUACCAGAAUGGAAGUUCUUGCACGAUUAGCUAAACUGGAGACUGCUAAUGCUGAUCUUGCGAAAUCCCUUGCAGCAGUGCAGUGGAACCUUGAAGUAGAGGUUAAACAAGUGGCUGAACUAAGACAGCAAAUUGCAUUUAAAGAGUCGGUUCAUGAAGAGCUCAAAAGGAGCACGAGCAAUCUUCAUCAAGCUGUAGCUUCACAAAAUCAAAUGUCUUCAAAAGGAGUUGAGUUUGAAAGAGAAAUUCUUGAGGCAGAGCACUCUAUAAUUGGUGAUAAAGUUACACAAUUACAAGAAAAGGCGCGGAAGCUGGAAGCUGACAUUGAAAUGACAAGGAAGGAGAUAGAAGAACCAACGGAAGUUGAAGUUGAGCUCAAGCGUAGGCUUCAACAGAUGACUGAUCAUUUAAUACAGAAACAAGCCAAGGUUGAGUCACUCUCCUCUGAGAAGGCAAGUCUCGUAUUCAGAAUUGAGGCAGUGUCAAGGUUGCUAGAUGAGAAUAUGUCGGCAUCAGGUGCACCAGAUAUGAAUUCUGCCUCCUCAUCUAGCGACUUAGAAUCAGGAAUUUGGGAGCUCUCCAAUUCAAAGCUGAAGCCAAUCUUAAAAGCCAGAAUUCAUUCUGGCAAGAAACAAUUGGGCUCUCUGCUUCAACAAUUAGAUUAUAUAUUUGUCACGGGUGCAGUCUUUUUGAGAAGGAACUCGACUGCAAAAUUAUGGGCACUGGUUUACCUUGUUUGCCUUCAUUUCUGGGUGAUAUAUAUCCUAAUGUCACAUUCAGGUUCAGGGCCAUCCAAUGAGGCUAAGUCGGGAGCUGUGAUCUCAUUGGAUAAUAUUAAUAACACUGGGGGAUAGUCAUCAUAUGUCUUUACUUAUUUACAUCAGCUUUUAGGAGGUCUUCUGGUAUUGGUUACCCUGAAUAUAUUCUUUGAUUUUACCCUAUACUACAUCAAGCACUCACAAUGCGUGUAAUGAAUGUUACAGUAGGUCAGUACCACUAUGGCCAUGAAAUUUAAUACACCAAUGAAGCAUUACCCCAGACCGCUAUGUCCUGUCAUGUGUUGGAAAAGAUGGGCGAAUAGGCCUUGAAUCUUGAAUCUUCAAUUCCUUUAACAAUGAUUGGAGUUGGUGGUGGUUGUGACCUUAAUAUGGGGAUUUUUUUUUAUCAUUUUUUUAAUGUACAGUGCAGCAGAAGAUGUGGUCACAGAAUUAGCCCUCUGCCCCCUAGUAUGUUUGGAGA
Arachis ipaensis is the source of this 2735-nucleotide messenger RNA. RefSeq names its product golgin Putative 2 (gene GC2). Gene Ontology annotation, biological process: retrograde transport, vesicle recycling within Golgi; Golgi organization. NCBI's taxonomy places the organism in Eukaryota, Viridiplantae, Streptophyta, Magnoliopsida, Fabales, Fabaceae. The record is from RefSeq and is a predicted model, not a curated record. Gene Ontology annotation, cellular component: Golgi cisterna; Golgi membrane.